GCCAGGCUUGGGGUGUCGGGGCCGUGCCCCGCGGCUUCUCUGUCUGACAGCAUCGAGAUUUGUGUUGGUAACUCCCGUAAACUUUCCAAGUAAACUCCCGUAAGGGGAGCCGGAAACUUAACUCCUUCACUUCCCUGGAGGGCAAGUUUGGGAAGCACACCUGGUGCAGACGGGGGAGGGGAUGGAAUGUGAGCCUGCUUCUGCGCAGGAGUGCUCUAGUGUGUUCCCACUUUCCUGUGUGGUGCAGCAGUAUGCCUGGGGGAAGAUGGGUGCAAACAGUGAAGUGGCUCGGCUACUGGCCAGCAGUGACCCACUGGCCCGGAUCUCAGAGGACAAGCCAUACGCAGAGCUGUGGAUGGGGACCCACCCCCGGGGAGAUGCCAAGAUUCUUGACAGUCGAAUCUCUCAGAGGACCUUAGGCCAGUGGAUCGCUGAGAACCAGGACUGCUUAGGCUCAAAGGUCAAGGACACCUUUAAUGGCAAGCUGCCCUUCCUCUUCAAAGUGCUCUCGGUUGAAACAGCCCUCUCCAUCCAGGCACACCCUAACAAGGAACUGGCAGAGAAGCUGCACCUCCAGGCUCCACAGCACUACCCUGAUUCCAACCAUAAGCCAGAAAUGGCCAUUGCCCUCACCUCCUUUCAGGGCUUAUGUGGCUUCCGGCCAGUUGAGGAAAUUGUGACCUUUCUGACAAAAGUGCCCGAGUUCCAGUUCCUAGUUGGAGAUAAUGCAACAACCCAGCUGAAGCAGAGCCUAAGCCAGGACUCCCAAGCCAUGGCCUCUGCUCUGCAGCGCGGUUUCUCCCACCUGAUGGAGAGCAAGAAGCAGCUGGUGGUGGAGCAGCUCAACCUGCUGGUGAAGCGGAUCUCCCAGCAAGUGGCUGCCGGAAACAAUGUGGAAGACAUCUGUGGGGAGCUCCUACUGCAGCUGCACCAGCAGUAUCCAGGUGAUAUUGGAUGCUUUGCCAUCUACUUCCUGAACCUGCUUACCCUGAAGCCAGGGGAAGCCAUGUUUCUUGAGGCCAAUGUGCCCCAUGCCUACCUGAAAGGAGACUGUGUGGAGUGCAUGGCGUGUUCAGACAACACAGUACGUGCUGGCCUGACAUCAAAGUUCAUCGAUGUGCCAACUCUGUGUGAAAUGCUCAGCUAUACCCCCAGCCCCAGCAAGGACAGGCUCUUUCCUCCAAAAUGGAGUCAAGAAGACCCCUACCUUUCUCUCUAUGCACCCCCUGUACCAGACUUCGCUGUUAUGAAGAUGGAGGUCCCUGGUUCAGACACUGAGUAUAAAGUCUCAGCAUUGGACUCUGCCAGCAUCCUCUUAAUGGUGCAGGGUACAGUGACAGCCAGCACUCCCACAGCCCAGGCAGAAAUCCCCCUGAAACGUGGUGGGGUGCUCUUCAUUGGGGCCAACGAGAGUGUCUCACUGAAGCUCACUGUGCCUGAGGACCUGCUGAUAUUUCGUGCUUGCUGUCUGUUGUAGAGGGCAUAGCCAUCCUGGCUCUCCUGCCCAGUCAUCUUAAAUCCUGGCCAGUCUUAACUCCUCAGGUCCAGCCCAAACUCCUUCCCUGCUCUGGACUCUUUAGUACUUCCUAGAAGAGCUGGUAUAGAGCAGUGAACUCAAAAGGUAGUGACUCCUAAGCAAGCCUAGGCUGAACCAUCUUCCUGGGAGGAGGGGCUCGUGUGAGGAGUAAGGGCCAAUACUCCACUUGUGUUCUCACCACACCUGAGACAGACUCAAUUGCAGGAUAGAGCAACUAUUUCACCUACAGUAUUAGACAGGUUGGUGAAAUCUAUGGUUAGCUCAGCAUCAGUUAUAGCAAAAGGGUAGUAACUAAUUUCUAAGAACAGGGUUCUGGCCCUGGGAGGUUAGGCCUGUGGGCCAGUAUUGCUCGUCACUCUCUUGCUUUGUCAAAGCAAUUAAAGAUCACUUGUAUUAAGGCA
Myotis daubentonii (Daubenton's bat) is the source of this 1938-nucleotide messenger RNA. It is a transcript of the gene MPI, whose product is annotated as mannose phosphate isomerase. NCBI's taxonomy places the organism in Eukaryota, Metazoa, Chordata, Mammalia, Chiroptera, Vespertilionidae. The record is from RefSeq and is a predicted model, not a curated record. Gene Ontology annotation, molecular function: zinc ion binding; mannose-6-phosphate isomerase activity. Gene Ontology annotation, biological process: GDP-mannose biosynthetic process; carbohydrate metabolic process. Gene Ontology annotation, cellular component: cytosol.